AUGUCGGCCGAUCUAUCAACGAUCGCCAACCUGCUCCAGGCCAGUCUUGAUCCCCGCCAGAACAAGCAAGCCGAACAGGCCAUUCGCCAGGAAGAAGCGAAGCCUCAAUUUUCCCUUGCUCUCCUUCAGAUUGUCGCAUCAGAAUCAUAUCCCAACACAACACGGUUGUCGGCCGCUCUCUUCUUCAAGAAUUUCAUCCGCCGCAGCUGGACCGACGAAGAUGGAAACUACAAGCUCCCUCAGGAUGAGGUGACUGCUAUCAAGCGUGAGGUUAUCGGCCUCAUGAUCUCUGUGCCUUCGACCAUCCAGACUCAGCUUGGAGAGGCCAUCAGCGUCAUUGCCGACUCGGACUUCUGGGAGCGCUGGGACACUCUGGUCGACGACCUCGUCUCGCGCUUCACCCCCGACAACCCCAAGGUCAACAACGGUGUCUUGCAAGUCGCACACUCCAUCUUCCGCCGCUGGCGUCCUCUUUUCCGCACAGACGACCUCUUCACUGAGAUCAACCACGUCUUGUCCAAGUUCUGCGAACCCUACCUCACCCUUUUGCAGAGCACAGAUCAGCAGAUUACCGCAAACCAAAACAACAAGGAGUUGCUCGCCCAGCACUUCACCACCCUCAACCUCAGCAUCAAGCUGUUCAACGACCUUUCCUGCCAAGAUCUGCCUCCGGUCUUCGAAGACAACCUCGCCUCCAUCAGCGCUCUGCUUUUGAAGUACCUGAGCUACGACAACCCCCUCCUUCACACCGACGACGAGUCAGAGGCUGGUCUUUUGGAAUACAACAAGGCUGCCAUCUUCGAAGCGCUGAUCCUGUACGUCCAGAAGUACGAGGAUGCUUUCGGAUCAUACCUGGGCCAGUUCGUCGAGAGCUCGUGGACCCUCCUCACAGCCAUCGGUCCCGAGACCAAGUACGACAUCCUUGUCAGCAAGGCCCUGCAGUUCUUGACCUCGGUCACCAAGAUCAACCAAUAUGCCCAGAGCUUCAACGACCAGGCUAUUCUUGGUCAGGUCGUCGAGAAGGUCAUUCUCCCCAACCUGUCGUUGCGCGAGUCGGAUGUCGAGAUGUUCGAGGACGAGCCCAUCGAAUUCAUCCGCAGAGAUCUGGAAGGAUCCGACAGCGACACUCGUAGAAGAGCAGCCACCGACUUCCUCCGCCAGCUGGUUGAACAGUUCGAGAAGCUCGUCACCGACGUCGUCUCACAGUACAUCUCGCACUACCUGGCCGACUACGAAAAGGACAAGAGCGCCAACUGGAAGUCAAAGGACACUGCCGUCUAUCUCUUCACCUCGAUCGCUGCCAAGGGCGUACCCACCGCUGCUCGUGGUGUUCAGACGACAAACACGAACGUUGAUGUUAUUGACUUCUUCCAAAAGAACAUUGCUGUCGACCUUACAUCCGCCGAGACUGAGUCUAUCCUCAAGGUCGACGCCAUCAAGUAUCUCUACCUCUUCCGCAGUCAGCUCACUCAGGACCAAUGGCAAGCCGCCUUCCCUCUGCUGGUACAAUGCCUUGGCGACCAGAACUACGUUGUCCACUCUUACGCUGCCAUCGCUGUUGAGCGCGUUCUUUACAUGACUGAUGACAAGCGUCAGCCCAUCAUUCCUAGAGACACCCUUCAGGCUUUCAGCAAGGAUCUCCUUCAACAUCUGUUCAUUCUCAUCACGAAGGAUUCCAAGGCUGAGAAGAUCCAGGAGAACGAGUUUUUGAUCAAGUGUGUGAUGCGUGUCUUGAUUGUCAUUCGUGAGGGUCUCUUGCCCAUCCUCGACAUGGUUCUCACCAACCUCAUCAACAUUGUCAAGGUCAUCCGCCACAAUCCCAGCAACCCUCGCUUCUACUACUACCACUUCGAGAGCAUCGGUGCUGUUGUCCGCUUCGCUGCUCCCACACAAUCAGCCAAGCUUGAGGCUGCUCUUUACGAACCUUUUGCCGAAAUUCUCGCCAACGACGUUCAAGAGUUCCAGCCUUACGUCUUCCAAGUUUUUGCCGCACUUCUCGAAGCAAACCCUUCAGGUUCUUUGCCCAGCUACUACCAGAGCUUGCUCGGUCCCAUCCUCACUCUGGACAUGUACAACUCUCGCGGCAACGUUCCCGCACUUGUCCGUCUCCUUUCCUCCAUGAUUCCUCGCGCUGCCGAGCAGAUCGUUGCCAACAACCAGAUUGAGCCCAUUUUGGUCAUCUUCCAGAAGCUUAUCUCUUCGAAGGCAAACGAGUCGCUUGGAUUCGACCUACUCGAGGCCAUCUGUGGCAACAUUCCUGUCGCAGCUUUGCAGAACUACUUCACCACUAUCGUUCAGCUGCUCAUGACCCGUCUGUCCGGCUCAAAGACGGAAAACUUCACCAUCAGAUUCGUGCGCUUUUAUCACUUCUUUUCAGCACGAGACGACAAGGGUCUCGGUCCCGAUCUUUUCAUUCAAAUCACCGACCAGAUCCAGAACAACGUCUUCACUCCCAUCUACACCCAAAUCAUCCUGCCCGACACACAAAAGCUGUCGCGUCCUUUCGACCGCAAGACUGCUGUCGUUUCGCUCACUCACACCCUCGCUAACAGCCAGGCCUUUGUUGACCGUUACGGUAAGAAGGGCUGGGGCUUCACAUGCGAAGCACUUCUCAAGCUUCUCAUCAACCCUCCGCUUCCGCAAUCUGCCGAUGAUUUGAUGAUCGAAGACCGUGACGUCGAGGACGUUGGUUUCGGUGUUGGUUUCACAGCUCUCAACACCUGCAAGCCUGUACCCAAGGAUCCCUUCCCUGAGGUUCAGGACGUCAAGCAAUGGGUUGGCCUAUACCUGCGCGAAGCUGACCAGAAGACCGGUGGACGCAUCGCAGCUUCUGUCACUGAGAAGCUUGGUCCCGAUGCCCAGGCUGCUCUCAGCAGUGUUAUGCAAGGAUAG
This is a messenger RNA of Aureobasidium pullulans EXF-150, 2892 nucleotides long. RefSeq names its product Cse1-domain-containing protein. Lineage: Eukaryota; Fungi; Ascomycota; Dothideomycetes; Dothideales; Saccotheciaceae. The transcript has 3 exons. Gene Ontology annotation, biological process: protein import into nucleus; protein export from nucleus. Gene Ontology annotation, molecular function: small GTPase binding; nuclear export signal receptor activity. The coding region runs from base 1 to 2892 and encodes 963 amino acids. Gene Ontology annotation, cellular component: nuclear envelope; cytosol. The record is from RefSeq and is a predicted model, not a curated record.